CAAAUGCAGGAGAAACGUACUAGUUUGGAAAGAAUUGAAGAUGACCUUGCAAGAGCAAGAGCGGCGAUUCGAAAGGCAGCACGAACACGUAAUUAUACUUCUAACAAAAUGGAAGACUUCAUUCCUAGAGGACCAACUUACAGAAAUUCAUACGCCUUUCAUCGGAGCUACAUUGAGAUGGAGAAAACCUUCAAAAUUUGGACGUAUACAGAAGGGGAAGUGCCUAUGGUACAUGAAGGACCACUAAGCAUGCUAUAUUCGACAGAAGGCCAUUUCAUUGACGAAAUGGAAAAUGAGAUAAACCCAUUUGCAGCGCGGCAUAUCGAUGAAGCGCAUGCAUUCUUCCUUCCCUUCAGUGUAACUAAUAUGGUUAGAGCUCUAUACACACCCACUACUCAUUUUGAUCCCUACAUUCAUGUCGUGGCAGAUUAUGUUCGUCUCAUAUCAGAGAAAUACCAAUACUGGAAUAGAAGUAGCGGGGGUGACCAUUUUAUGGUUUCAUGUCAUGAUCUCGCACCCUAUGUCACCAGUCAUGCUCCUAAUGAACUAUUCAAGAACGUUAUUAGAGUUCUCUGCAAUGCUAAUUCAUCAGAAACUUUUCAACCCAAAAGGGAUGUGUCCUUGCCGGAAAUUUAUCUUCUUCCCAGAACUCUUGGCACCGCAACACAGUUCCGUAAAACUGGUUUAAAUCGUUCAAUACUGGGCUUUUUUGCUGGUGGGGUUCAUGGAGCCAUACGAGAGAAGCUAAUGGAGCACUGGAAAGACAGAGACAACGAAUUACAGGUUCAUGAAUAUCUUCCUAAAGGACAGGAUUAUGGUGAAUUGAUGGCUCAGAGCAAAUUUUGUUUGUGCCCAAGCGCGUAUGAAGUCGCGAGCCCUAGAGUGGUUGAAGCGAUCCAUGCAAGCUGUGUUCCGGUGAUUCUUUCUGAUCACUACGUCCUUCCAUUUAGUGAUGUGCUUGAUUGGAGCCAGUUUUCAGUGCAGAUUCCAAUCGAACAGAUACCAGAACUGAAAACUAUAUUACUAUCAAUAUCAGAUGAUAAGUACCUUGAACUUCAGAAGAGGGUCGCACAGGUUCAACGGCAUUUUACUAUUAAUCGUCCUGCUCAACGUUUUGAUGUUUUCCACAUGAUACUUCAUUCAGUUUGGCUUAGGCGUCUCAAUUUUCAUCUACCAGCUUGA
Molecule: messenger RNA, 1182 nt
Organism: Papaver somniferum (opium poppy)
Lineage: Eukaryota; Viridiplantae; Streptophyta; Magnoliopsida; Ranunculales; Papaveraceae
Product: probable glycosyltransferase At5g20260
Exons: 3
Coding region: 4-1182 (392 amino acids)
Molecular function (GO): glycosyltransferase activity
Source: RefSeq, a predicted model, not a curated record